This is a messenger RNA of Solanum pennellii, 826 nucleotides long. RefSeq lists its product as uncharacterized. The coding region runs from base 148 to 504 and encodes 118 amino acids. The record is from RefSeq and is a predicted model, not a curated record. The transcript is spliced from 2 exons. NCBI's taxonomy places the organism in Eukaryota, Viridiplantae, Streptophyta, Magnoliopsida, Solanales, Solanaceae.
GAAAUCCUCCAUGACAUUAAGUUGCACAACUAGUUAUCUAGAUCUAGAGACACAAUCUAUAUGUUUAAUUUCCUCUAUAAAUAGUUCACCUUAUUUUCAUAUAACAUAAUAUAAUAUAACUCAUUAUUAACCCUAGCUAAUCUUUCAAUGGCAUUUAAAGUUAUGUUGUUGUUGUUCUUUGCUAUGUUUGUGUUGAUAGAGCAUAAUGCUAUGGCAGUCCAAAAUAUUAACCCAGUAUGUGCAGCAUUGUGUGUAGCAAAGUGCAACACAAAGCCUAUAUGCCUAACUUGGUGCCUUGCCAAGUGCUAUAUAACAAAAAUCACAUAUGAAGAAUCAGUUGAUACUGAGCCUACAAAUCAUGUUUGUAAUGUUGGAUGUUCUCUUGGUCAUUGCUUCAAGUUUCUUGUCAACUAUGAUCAUGACAAGUUUGGAAGUUGCAUGACAAGCUGCAAUGAGAAUUGUUGUAUUAAUGACAAUAUUAAUAUUGCUCUACCAAAAGCUUAAGAAAAGGCAUUAAGAAAUUAUGACCACAAAGUAUAUUUGUGUCAUCUAUGACACUAUGCUAAUUAAAUACAUUUGUGGUUGUAAUUUUCUUUAUGCAUUUGUAUUUUUUAUUAAAUAAAAUUGUGUGCUUUAAUAUUCCUAUAUAUAUUAAAGCAAUGGAGAAGAUUCUUGUUGCAUAUCAUUUUGUAAUUUGUCGUAUUGUAUUGUGUUGUUAUAGUUAUGGUUAUAAUUUUUAAAUAAAGUGUAUUAUUAUUUUUUAUUACGUAAUGUAAUAUAUCGGUCGAAAUUAUUGAUACGAUAUCAAAUUUUAUGAUGUUCUCUU